This is a messenger RNA of Diaporthe amygdali, 684 nucleotides long. RefSeq lists its product as uncharacterized. NCBI's taxonomy places the organism in Eukaryota, Fungi, Ascomycota, Sordariomycetes, Diaporthales, Diaporthaceae. Gene Ontology annotation, molecular function: oxidoreductase activity, acting on the CH-OH group of donors, NAD or NADP as acceptor. The transcript is spliced from 3 exons. The record is from RefSeq and is a predicted model, not a curated record. Bases 1 to 684 code for a protein of 227 amino acids.
AUGCCGACAGCAGUAAUCACCGGUGCCAACAGUGGCAUUGGCCACGAGUUUGCAAAAGUCCUGAUCAAUGCUGGAUACGAUGUCCAUGCCGUGGAUGUGAACCACGGGGAGAAACUGAAGAGUUUGGGCUGCACGACAUCCCAGCUGGACGUUGCAUCCGAGGACUCGAUCAACAAAUUCAAGGAGCAGUAUGGGGACCGGCCCCUCGACUUGCUGCUGAACGUUGCAGGUGUUGCGGAUCCGGACCACGACUCACUUAGCACCUUGAACAAGGAAUCUCUCUCGCGAACCUUCUCCAUCAACACCUUCGGCCCUCUCCUGCUCACCCAGGCGCUUCUGCCAAACGUCCUCAAGUCUGCGCAGCCGCGCCUAGGGUACGUCAGUAGCCGCGUGGGUAGCAUCGCGGAUAACAGCUCCGGAGGCAGCUACGCCUACCGCUCGUCAAAGACGGCCCUGAACAUGAUCUGCAAGAACCUGUCACUGGAGCUCAAGGCCGAGGGUGUGGUCGUUGUGAUCUUGCAUCCGGGGAUAGUUAGGACUGGUUUAAUCCCGGGCACAGGUGAGGUUCCAAACGCCGUCAAUCCCGAUGAGGCAGCUAGCAAACUUUACGGCAUCCUGGUAAGCAAGGGAAUCGAGGACACGGGCAAGUUCUGGCACAGGGAGGGUGAGGAGCUACCAUGGUAG